Dentiscutata erythropus is the source of this 1290-nucleotide messenger RNA. The record is from the annotation of a GenBank genome assembly. NCBI's taxonomy places the organism in Eukaryota, Fungi, Glomeromycota, Glomeromycetes, Diversisporales, Gigasporaceae.
CGGGAAAAAUUAAGGAAGAUUUUCAUUGGUUUUCUGUUUUUCUUGGAAUAUCAAAUAGGAAUGUUAAACAAACGCUUACUCAUUUUAAAGUUUAUUCUAAAUAUUAUCAUGAAAAGUCGGAAAUGGCAGAAAUCAUUUUAAAAUCUUGCAUUACGCCAACCCAUGAGUUUAUUAACGAUAUAAAGGAAACACAAAUUGUUUUCGGAAAGGCUGUGAUUGAAGCAAAAGUUUAUUCUAAUAGUGACAUUUUAAAAGCUCAUAGCACUGAAGCACAAUUCAGAAGUGGAUCUUCUGUGAAUAACGUUAAUUUAAAAAUUUUAGAUGAAGAUAAUAAUGAAAUAAAGAGAUUUAAUAGUAAUUUAACUUCUAAAUUUGAAACUAUUGGCGGAGAUGAUCCUAAUCAGUGGGAAAUAAUUGGAUAUGAAGAUAUCAAAAUAAUAUUUCAUUUGUUAAAUUAUGAUAGCAAGAGCCAAAUUUUGUGGGAAGAAAUCUUAAAUAUUUUGGGCUAUCGAAUUUUAAGAGCUGGUGUUGAAUCUUUAAGUUUUGAUCCUAAUGAAACAACGAUAAAUUUACCGUUUGGAACAAAGCUAACUAAAAUCCAAAAUCUUUCUGAAUGUCACAUUUAUGCAUCAAUAAUGAAUAAAAAUGUUAGGAAAGUAUUUUCUUUGCAUGUUGAUUUUGUUGACGAAGACACAACCGAAAUAAUUAUUCAAUUAAUCCAACAUAAAAGGAGUAGAAAAUGGUAUCUACUUAAAAAAAGUUAUUCAUUUAAAAUUUGUUGGAUUGUUGUUGGAAAACCAACAGAUCUCGAUUUUGAUAUAACAAUACCAGAAUAUCCAGUAAUACUUAGAAGCUAUAAAUUUAGUGAUUUUUACGAGGACAGAAAUUUUAUGCAAAUUUCAAUUCCUGCAGUCCAAAGUUUUCGAAAACUUAACGAAACUUGCAUAUUAAGUACUUGUGUGUCAGAACAAAGUUCAGAGACUAAUAAAUACGAACCUACAAUUAUUGGUACUCAUUUCUCGCCUUCUAAAAAUGAAAAAAAUGUGUGCUUGUUUGCAUAUACUUAUUGUAACGGAGUAUAUUCUAUUGAUUCGAGUAUUUUGAAAAGAUUUUAUUACAUUUUUGAUAUGACUUAUGAAAUAUUUAAGUAUUAUGAUUUUGGGCAAGUACAAGUUAAAUGGUUUAGAAGUGACGAAAAACGAAAAUUAUCUUAUGGUAUUGAGAUUUCACAAAAUGAUAAAAACAAGAUCUUUCCUGGAAACUUUGGGAAUUAUAGUAGGAAUGACGAAA